Ustilago hordei is the source of this 666-nucleotide messenger RNA. Its product is annotated as putative thioredoxin peroxidase. The record is from RefSeq and is a predicted model, not a curated record. Bases 1 to 666 code for a protein of 221 amino acids. Gene Ontology annotation, biological process: cell redox homeostasis; cellular oxidant detoxification. NCBI's taxonomy places the organism in Eukaryota, Fungi, Basidiomycota, Ustilaginomycetes, Ustilaginales, Ustilaginaceae. Gene Ontology annotation, cellular component: mitochondrion; cytosol. The transcript is spliced from 2 exons. Gene Ontology annotation, molecular function: peroxiredoxin activity.
AUGCCCAACGUUCGCCUUGGAUCGAUUGCUCCCAACUUCACCGCUGAGACCACUCAGGGUGUCAUCAAUUUCCACGAAUAUCUCGGAGACUCAUGGGGCAUCCUUUUCUCUCACCCUGAUGACUUCACCCCCGUUUGCACCACCGAACUUGGCGAAGUUGCCCGCAAAGCACCCGAAUUCGAGAAACGAGGCGUAAAAGUCAUUGGUCUUUCCGCCAACGACAUUGCCUCUCACGAUCGAUGGAUCAAAGACAUCAACCAAGUUGGCAAAACGUCGGUCAACUUCCCCAUUAUCGGCGACAAAGAUCGCAAAGUCUCGACCGAGUACGACAUGCUUGACGCCCUGGACCCGACAAACGUCGAUGCUAAGGGAAUCCCUUUCACGGUUCGUGACGUUUUCGUCAUCGACCCUAAGAAGGUGAUCCGUCUCAAGAUCUCGUACCCUGCAAGCACUGGUCGUCAUUUCGAUGAGAUCCUCAGGGUCAUUGAUUCUCUGCAGAUCGGCGACAAGUACAGGGUUACGACCCCAGUCAACUGGCAGAAGGGCGACAAGGUCAUCGUUCACCCAAGCGUUCAGGGCGAAGAGGCAGAAAAGCUUUUCCCUGGUUACGAAACCGUCAAGCCUUACUUGAGGUUCACUAAGGAUCCUUCUGUCAAUGCUGCCUAA